Molecule: messenger RNA, 2551 nt
Organism: Magallana angulata
Lineage: Eukaryota; Metazoa; Mollusca; Bivalvia; Ostreida; Ostreidae
Exons: 3
Coding region: 857-1900 (347 amino acids)
Source: RefSeq, a predicted model, not a curated record
UGCAUGUACAUUCCUAAAAUAAUUUCAAAUAAUUUACUUUCAAAAUAUGAAAUGAUAUACAAUGUACAUGUACAUGCACUAGAUUCGGGAGAAAAUCAACCGAAAUUUCAUCUUAAAUUUGCUGAUUCCCUUUAUGAAUUUUGAUCAGCAAAAAAAUUAUAAUUCAUUUCAAGCAUGCUUCCGUUGAAUAGUAUUCUUUUUGGAGAGCUGUUAUUUGUAUUCAUAUAAUUUUCAGCACAUUGAAAUAGUCAUCGAUGAGAUGUAUUCCUCUCUACAUUACACAAUCGAUUCGUUGUGUUAUACUGACCGGAAAACGUAAAUCUUACGUUUCUAUCACGCAGUAGCUCAUACCCCCACCCCCCACCCCGCAUGCACAAAAAACUCGACGAUGACGUAUUGUCAGGUCCUCGUUCAUAAAAAUCUUGCUAUAUUUGGUAUAACCUUCUCGAAAAUUCCGCUAACAACCAGAUUCUCAGGUCCGCGCCCAGGCUAAACUUCUUGCCUUAUUUGGUAUACCCUUCUCGAAAUUUUCCGCGAAAAAACUACCGCAGUGUUCAAGAGACUGCAUUACCAAAUAAGGACAGAUUCUGCAUCAUACCAAACUUUACUCCAUCGCGGAAAAAAAUAGUUCUGACUAUUUGUCCUGUUUAGGGCAAUAUGCAUAUUAUCUCGCACACAAAUAUCAAAAGAAUUUGUUUGGUAACUUAGUUUUUUUACGAUAAGACGAAAUAAAUAUUUCAAAUACUUCAAAUAACACAUUAAAACAAAAGAAAAUACAGGUUUCAUGCUAGCGUAGUAUUUUCCUCUUUUCCCGCAAUUAUUUUCUCACUCUUUCGAGAAACGGCUUACAGCGAAGAUGGCAUCCGCACAGAAACGUCCAAAAAGAGACGAAAACGAAACCAUAGAUGGUUAUAUCCAUAUGAUAUCCCCCGUGAAGACGUCAAAAAACAAAAACAUCAAGUAUUUCAACGCCGUCAUGCAAGAAAAACUGAAAUUUACGGACGGUGUUUGUUUCAAGCCAGACCUACACUGCAACUUCCAAGACUUGGAAAAGAAAAAAAGCCCAGUGUCCCUCAAGAACAUUCAGAGAGUUCCAAGCAAUAGAACUUCAGCAGACUUUGACAUAAGGGUUGGAUUUGCAUCAGAAUUGUCUACUCCAGUGAGAGCAUUGGACUUUGACUUUCAACCUCCACCUACGCUUCAAACCACAACUAUCAAAGAUAUUGAGCAGAACUUGAAUGCUUUUCAAAAGGCAACCAUUGCAAUCAAAGUUAUUGACAUUGGACCUACAGAAUCGCGCACAACCCGGUCAGGGCAAGUAAUGGAUUGCAAACACAUUAUCGUUGCUGAUUCUACCAGCUCAAUCUCCUGCUGUUUGUGGGAAGCCCACUUUGACUCCAUAAAACUCGCCCAGUCAUACAAAAUAACCAAUGUAGCAGUGAGAAAUUUCGACAACAUCAAAACUCUUACUACAUGCCCAGAUACAGCCUUUGAAGCAACCAAUGACAUUGGCCCCAUUGUAGAAUCUGAAAAGAAACCCAUUUCAGUAGAAAAAAUUAUUCGCAUCAAGUCUGCUGCAUGCACCGCGGCCAACAAAUGCUCAGUCUGCAGCAAAGACGUGGGGAACUUCAACUCUGAGCUUGACACCAUAAAAUGCCAAUCUUGCAACAUGAGACAAAGAACCCUCGACAUCACAAAACAAUAUAAAUGUGAGGUAGUCGCUCAAGUCGACAACAACAACACCAAGUUAAUAAUACCGGAUUUAGUGUUGAGAGGCCGUCCAGACCUUGUCCUUGAUCCAAAUCAGUUGGAAACACAACUCCUCAAUUCCGUAUCUCUAACUGUGAAACUCAACAUUGGCUGCACACAUGUGUUGGACAUUACACACAUCCAAAAUUAAGGGAUUUAUCAAAGAAACUGUAUACUUUUUGUUAAGUACAAAUCAGCAAUUUGUAUCGGUUAAAAAAAUUGGUACUUUAAAGUUGUAGCUGCUCAUUUUUUAUUUUUUUUUUGUACAAAUAUACAAGUACAAAUAAGCAAUUUGUAUUGAUGACUUAAAAAUCUUGGUACUAUGCACUUGUAGAUGCCCGUUUGCUUUUUUUGUUUUUUUAAUACAAUUAUAAGUACAAAAUUAUUCGCAUCAAGUCUGCUGCAUGCACAGCGGCCAACAAAUGCUCAGUCUGCAGCAAAGACGUGGGAAACUUCAACUCUGAGCUUGACACCUUAAAAUGUCAAUCUUGCAACAUGAGACAAAGAACCCUCGACAUCACAAAACAAUACAAAUGUGAGGUAGUCGCUCAAGUCGACAACAACAACACCAAGUUAAUAAUACCGGAUUUAGUGUUGAGAGGCCGUCCAGACCUUGUCCUUGAUCCAAAUCAGUUGGAAACACAACUUCUCAAUUCCGUAUCUCUAACUGUGAAACUCAACAUUGGCUGCACACAUGUGUUGGACAUUACACACAUCCAAAAUUGAGGGAUUUAUCAAAGAAACUGUAUACUUUUUGUUAAGUACAAAUCAGCAAUUUGUAUCGGUUAAAAAUAUUGGUACU